UUAAAAAACUUACUGCCUGGGAAGUUUUUUAAAAAAAGAAAGAAAUGUACUGUAGUAAUAAUAGUUUGGGAGAGUAGGAAGAGCAGGGGGAGUCUGGAAUCUUCCCUAAAGAUAAUGUACUAACAAGGAUAUAUGAAAGUCAGAGCACAGCCUAUUAGCCUGAGUUUCAAUAAACCCCCGAAUUACACAGCAGCAGUCAACUCCAGAAAGUCUGACUGAAUGAGGCAAGUCCACCCAGCUGGCUAGUGAGCUAAUAAAACCCAGAGUCACUAGCAUCGCCUCCUGGGCAGGCUUCCCUCCCACACAGCCACUCUACUCAUCCCUCUCAUGAUUCUCCCAAGAGGAGAAACAGGUGCCUACACAGAUCACUAGACUAAGCUUCAGGGUGUAGAGAUUUCCAUCCACCGGGAGUCCUUCUUUACCUUCUGUUCUAUGUGUGAUCACUGAAGGGCUUCAAACAGUGAGACUGUGUGAUGAGCCUGGCAGGCCCACACUGGAGGCAGCACCCACACAGUGAUCAGCCAGGAAAGAGUGUUCUUGGGGACCAUGUUACAGGAAAGUAGCUAAAAAAACAAAAGGUACCUGGAGGUAAGAUGGGUGAUCGGGGCUAGAGGAAAAGACAGGUCUCAAAGACCUAAGCUGUUCUAUUCAGAGUAGAGUCAAGAUGUCAGUGUUACAAUGAUCUUUGUCCUAAGCAGGGGUAGGUUUUAUAGUGGAGAAAACCUGCUCACCACCCUCCACCUGGUGAGGGUUUCUGUACUUUCAAGUCCUCACCAUCAGGCUGGCCCCAAGCCUCCUGAACUUAGCACUGAAGGCUGGAUGACUUCCCAUGUAUGCUGGGAAGAAGGAGCCUCCUGCACUCACAGCAGGAAGGAAAGCAGGAGGUGAGAGCUUCUCUGAGCCCCUCAAAAGCCUGUCUCAUGAAAGUGAGUCUGUGCCAGGGAGUGACAGACAGCUCUAAGCAGCAGAAAGAAUUCAGCACUGGCCGGUGUUGAAUAAGCAAAGCUUGCUAAGGAGCAGCUGCUUCUAGAAGAGGGGGAACAGAGAAGGAAUAACUUCAGAUUUCUGGGAUUUUAAAGGUUUCCAAGUUUCCGAGUCAGUGGGGAUCAGGCAUUCCUAAAGAGGAUAGGACCUUUCUCUUUGCCUGCUCCCUUCAGGUAGAAAGAAGAUUGCUAGAAGUACUUCAGAGAAAAUCACAUUGGGCAAGGCAGUCAACACUCCCCAAAUGCACACCCAGCAAAAAUGGAAGGAACUUCUGGGGAGGUAUAAGUGAGUCUGACCUCAGACCAAAUGAUGAAGUAAGAAUUUCCUGUAGCUACAGCCUCCUCAGCCCUAAGCAAGGUGGGUUUCCUGGGGAGACAUUGAAGGGCAACUGUGUGGUCUUUGAUGUACUCUCCACACCAAGCAGCACAGCACCCUGUGGGCGCCAAUCUGUCUGAAUUUUCUCAUCUGUAGAAGGGGCAGGGGAGAGGACUAAGGCAAGAUUCUCAAUCUCAGCUCCAUGGACAGACUCCAUUGGAUCACAGUGUGGGGAGUGUUUGCUAAAUAUACAGAUUAAUAAUGGAGAGAGGUGGUGUAUGACUGCAAUACAAGGAGAGGCAGAGUAAGGAGGGCCAGGGCCAGUCUACAUUGACCCAAGCCUGUCUCAAACCAAAACCAAAGUGAAACACAACCACAAACCAAAAAACACCAUCCAACCCAAAAAGGACAGCUGGAAAAAGGACGAAUUUAUGAACCAUGAGCUCUUUUAAAUGUAUGCUAGAUAAUUCUCAGGGCCUCAGUUUGGAAAAUCUUUGUACUAGAAAGAUUUUCAGGUCCCUUAGAGAUCUCAGAUCCUGGAUCCCAUGUGUUUUGCUUGUUCUGGUAACUAUACUAUUUUUUAAUUCCUGAUGUCUUGGCACCUGUGAAUUCCACUGCCUCUGCUCUCUUCCAGCCAAGCUCCUGGGUUAUCUAGACUAUCUAGAUGUGUGAUAGAGAGGCUGUGACCCUUGGCUGCAACUGCUGAUAAUCUUCCUCCCAAGUCUCUCCAUCCCCCAUCCAAGGAUUCCCUGCAGCACACGUUCUCAUUUUCCUCUGACAAGGACUUUGAGCUUCCACUAAAUUCUUGUUCUAAAUAUUGCGUCUGUUUCCUUAUUUCUGAUCUGGUGUCAGUUGUGUAAGUUUGGUGAUUUCUAUACAUAAAAUAGCUCAAGAUACAGGACCAUGGGGUACACUCUGCUGAAGGCUUUGGGGCACCUGCAAGGGACCUCUCGCAGAACCAAAUAACUUUGGGUAGAACAGUAGCAGAACUCAUUUCCAAAGUUCCCCAGCCAGACAGGCUUUUCAGCCAACUUCCCUUUUUUGGUGUGUGGAGUGCUCAGAGGAGGGAUCAUGUCACCUGGAGCAGCCUGGGCAGGAGUAUGAAGAGGUAGGAUCUGAAAUGGUGGGGGAGCACAGAGAAGCACUCAGAAACAGUCACAGGAGAGAAAGCCCAGAGAGGGUUGGAGAGGCCCUGAAUGUGCCUUCUGUGCCAUAUCUGGCUGAGUGGGGUGAGCUGGAAAUGAGACUGGGGCAGCAGACUGGAGGGAGACUGUGAUUCCCAGAGUCAGGCACACCUGUCAGAGAGGGCUCAAUUGUACUGAAUAACAUUGGAAUCAGACAUGAUCACAUUACUUACAAAAGACUCAGAUUUGGGGACAACUUGAGCAGUGGAAGGGAAGCAUCAGUCCCUCCAACACUGAUGGUAUCCAAAUCUGUCUAGAUGAGCCAAGAGCUUUACUUGAAUGACCCCAGACUGGCUCAGAAAUACCUGUUUUCCAGUUUCCAAAAAGGAUGCUAGCUUCCAUAUCGCUUAUUGUCUCUAAGUUCUCUCAAAGCUGUUGAAUAAUUUUUCAGUUCUCAGGGUUUGCCUGUCUCUUUUGACUGUUGGAUCUCCUGGGAAAUUUUUCUGUCUGUAGUAUAAGUCACUGACUAGAAAUUCUUGGAGAAAAUUUACAUCUGUAGAUACUGAUCUCAUGGAAUAGAUGGCAAACCUUCCCUUAAUCCAUUUCCCUUGGAGCCCCUAAAAAGACAAAUCCAAGCACAUCCAGGGCUCCCACAGUGUAGUUCCAACCACAGGUCAGGAUGCUGUCUUUCUGAUGUCAUUCUUGAAAAUCCAGGUGUUAGCCCUAGAAGGAUUUGCACAACUGUACAAUGGACAAAUGCCUGCCUUGUCCCUUCCACCUGCCCCUCCCCUCAGAUCACACACCUACAAGUUCAGCUCUCAGGUAGAAGCCACUCCCUGUCACCUGUCACCAUCCUGCUCCACCUUCUUUGGACUUUGCCUGAUUUGCAGGUGGUUAUGUUCAUUUGCAGGAAGGAAGACAUGACUGAAGAAAUCGUGUUUGCAGCUCUUCCAGGGAAGCAUGGGAGGACGGAGGAUGGCAAGAGAUGAGGAAAGAGCCUGCAGUAAGAGGCCUUCCCUGCAAUGCAUCUUGGCCCCUGUCCUUGAGCUCAGGGAAAGGGGGCGGGGCUGCACAGAGCAGAGGGAAGUGCCUGGGAUGAAACAGCAGGAGCCUGGGACCUGCUUUCCUGGGUCCUGAACCUACUCUGGAUAUAGAGAUUGGCAAAUCUGAUCACCAGGUCAUCUGUGUUAGAACAAGGAUGCAGGGUACAUGGGGAUUCUCUUUAGGGAACACACCUUGGGCACAGAAGAGGGUAAGGACAGGAGGAAGGGGUCAGUUCUGGUCUAACCCCUCAAUAAUCACAGGACAAACAACCCCACAUUAUCUCCACUUUUGCAGAAGACAUUUAACAUUUAUACUGGGCAUUACCCUGAGUUUAUACAAGAAGCACGAGGUGGGCUAUAAUUCAACCCCAGUGUCUGGGACUGAGAUCUCCUGCUCUGACCCAGAAGUAUUGUCUCCCCAUCCUGCAUGGAUAGUAUUUGGGGGAACAUGAGAGUCAAAUAGGAAACAGGCCAGUCUGUGUGCACAUGACCAGACGCUGUGCAGAUGCCAAAGUUAAAAAGAGCACUUUCUGAAACCCUCUGCAAGGAGUGCCUGCGGGUGCGCAGGGACUCCACAAAUGCAGAAGGGAAAGACCUGGAGGAAGCCAGAGCUCAGAGCCCAGUGCGGAGGGAAGAUCUGGUUCACACCGGGAGGAGGGCGAUUGGACUACCUGUUCUUCACUUUUGUUCUUAGCAUGUCAACAAACCUGAGAACACGGUAUUCCCAAAGGAAAGUUGAUUUCGCUGACAUUAAGUUUGCAAUAUUUUGCCCUCAGGUCCAGAGGAGAACAUGCGGUCCUGGCAGGAGCCCCAGCUGAGGCUGGUCCUGGUAGGGAGGACAGGGGUCGGCAAAAGUGCCACAGGCAACAGCAUCCUGGGCCAGCCGCGCUUCCUCUCCAAACUUGGAACCACUUCUGUGACCACAACCUGUGCUGCUGCCAGACGGAGGUGUGCCAAGUGGCACGUGGACACCCCAGACAUCUUCAGCCCCGAGAUUCACAUGGACCCCGGGUGCUUGGAGAGAGCCCGCUGCUACCUGCUGUCGGCGCCCGGGCCGCACGCGCUGCUCCUGGUCACCCAGCUGGGCCGCUACACCGCCCAGGACCACGAGGCGCUCCGCAGGGUGAAGCAGAUGUUCGGGGACGACGUGAUGGCGCGAACCAUCGUGGUCUUCACGCGGAAGGAGGACCUGGGCGACGACUCUCUGCAGGAUUACGUGCGCUACACGGAGAACCAGGCGCUGCGGGAGCUGGUGGCCGAGUGCGGGGGCCGCGUGUGUGGCCUGGACAACCGCGCCACCGGGGCGGAGCAGGAGCAGGUGGAGCAGCUGCUGGGCUUGGUGGUGCGCCUGGUGAGGGAGCACCGGGGUGCGCACUACACCAACGAGGUGUAUGAGCUGGUGCGGGUCCUGUGGGGCGCGAACCCCAAGGAGCGGCCUCGAAGGGUGGCAGAGAAGUUGGCAGAGCACAUCCGGAGGCCCCGCUGUAUCCGGCUGCUAGCAAGGCUGUGGAAAUGGCAGAAAUUCCAUAGGAUGGGUUGGAGAUGGAGCGUGACAAUCUUCCUAGGUGUGGUCCUCCUGAUCUACCAACAGACGUCUGCCCCAGGCAGUGGGCGAUGGGAACGACAUAUGACUCAGGUCUUAGAUACUGUAAUUGCUGGGGAAGAAAAGAACCGAAUACUUACUGCGCGGGCACAACCAAGGGGAACUGGGGUAGGGGUACCUUACACAUACUCAAAAUUCAUUUUUACAUGA
Nannospalax galili (Upper Galilee mountains blind mole rat) is the source of this 5219-nucleotide messenger RNA. Its product is annotated as GTPase IMAP family member 1-like. Gene Ontology annotation, cellular component: endoplasmic reticulum. Gene Ontology annotation, molecular function: GTP binding. Lineage: Eukaryota; Metazoa; Chordata; Mammalia; Rodentia; Spalacidae. The record is from RefSeq and is a predicted model, not a curated record.